Molecule: messenger RNA, 2490 nt
Organism: Leptosia nina
Lineage: Eukaryota; Metazoa; Arthropoda; Insecta; Lepidoptera; Pieridae
Source: the annotation of a GenBank genome assembly
AUGGCAACAGGCGUAAAACCUCGUGAUGAAGAAAGUAAACUAUCCAGAGCCGACCUAGAUAUUAUCCAAGAUGCAAUGAAGAAUAAGAAGUUUCGAGAUUUGUUGGCCGAGUACUGCGAGGAAAUACGUGACCCGGCGAAUCAAGCCGUAUAUCAAAAGGAAAUGGUUCAGCUCGAGAAGGAACGGGGUUACGAUGUAACAUUUAUUAAUCCUAAAGGAGGCUACGUGAUUAAGACCAGUGUAGCGGGCGACAGAAAAGCGUUCGUAAAUAUAUGUAGCAACGAAAAUAUCGAUAAACCAUCAUGCAAAGUUCAAGAAGUAGAUGGGCAGAAGGGUAUGAACUGGCAACUUCCGUAUUCUAUAAUACCACCAAGAGAAGAUUAUAACUCUAAAAAAGAAAGAUGUGUUAUUUACGAUGUGGUUUUUCAUCCUGACACACUACGCAUGGCUGAAGUUAAUAAACGAUUCCGGGAUCUAGUUAAUAAAACUGCGUUUGAGGGUUUGCAGAAAACAUACAAUAUUAAUUUAGACCUCAAUAACACUCGCUUUCCAAAGUCACACUAUAAGGGAAUGUCUGUACCAGCGGUAAUAAGAAAAGAAGAUCCAAAUUAUAAACCUACCGAAGAUUCUGAAAACCAGCAUAUUGAUCCUGGCUUAGAACAAUUGUAUCCUCAGCAUGUCUAUUCUCCCAAUGUCGAAUCUAGCCCUAGUGUACACCCAGAGAAAAAUACUAAAGAUAUUAAUAGUAAAUGCACAAACAUAGAUUUUAUGCAUACCAGUAAUGAUGGCUAUACCAUCCCUAAAUAUGUUAUUAAACAACAAAAAAAUGUUGAUCUCCAAGAGUUUACUUAUAGCAAAGAUAGUAAGCACUACACAGCAAUUCCCAGUCAUAUUAUUGUUGAAGUAAAUCUACCCCUUUUAUCCUCCACAAAAGAAUGUGUGUUAGACGUAAGAGAGAGAGAUUUAACCAUGAUCUCAGAAAAACCAGCAAAGUAUAAACUUAACAUAAAGCUUCCUUAUCCAGUGAAUGAAGAAAGUGGUAAAGCACAAUUUGAUAAAACAAAACAUUUACUAGUUAUUACAUUACCAGUGGUUAAAAGAACUUUGGAAAAUACUUACCGAGCAGACAGUGGUAUUGAAAGUGAAGAGCAUUCUGGGUCACACAGUGAAGAAGAGAGCAAAGAAUUAAUAGUCGAGCUUAACUCUACUGAUAAAUUGGUAACAAAACCAACAAAAUCUGAAAUAUGUACGGAUGAAAAUUUCUUAUUGCCUACCCUUGGCUACAUUCUCCCUGCUUACACUUAUAAUAUGCUAGAUGACAUUGUGGCUUUUACAUUUCAUGUCAAAAAUACUGACCCAGCUUCAGUAGAAGUCAGAAAUUGUGAUAACAAAAUUCAGAUAAAGUUUUCUUCUAUGGGAUCUGGAUUUGUCCCAGUUCAUUAUGCUGCCAUUUUAAUUUUUCCAAAUGAUGUUAAAUUUCAUGAUGCAACUGGUGAGGCAUGGGACAAUAAUGUCAUCUUACAAUUAGAGAUUGCUGAAAAACCACCAACACAGUUUGAAAUCGGGUUGAAUGAGAACUCUAUGAAAAAGGAAUCUUUUGACAUCUCAAAAGUAAAAGCAAAUAUAAAACCUGACAACACUGAAAUCUUACCGAAGAUACCAGAGGAAAGUGUUGCACCAGUUGUUGAAGUAACUAACUUAGGAACUGAGACAAAUAUCCUUGUUUCAAGUUCAAAUCAAAGAGCUCUUGAAGAAGAAAUUCGAGAUUCUGAAUCUGAUUUAAAAGAAACCGACAUAAAAUGUUCAGAAUCUUAUAAUAAUGAAAAUGGGGCUAAACCUAUUUAUAGGAAACCAAUAGCAAUGAUGAGGAGCUACUCUGAGUCUAGUUAUGGUGAUGUUGCAUCAUCCAUGGAUUAUAUCAGUUCUGAUUGCAUACCAGGAGAGUCCAGCUUAAAGAAGACUGUUAGAUUUAAAGACGAAAUAAAAACACAAUUUUACAGAUACAAUUCUUCUAUAGAGGGACAGAAAAAGAAAAAUCAACGAAAGAAAAGUAAAAAGAGGCAUCAACAUAAAAGUGAGAGUGAAGCGGAAGAUGAAUUCUCUAAUGUUGUUCAGAUGAAACCUCGUUUAAAAUCAGCCUUAAAGCAAAGGCGGGACAGCGGAUUAGCUGAUACCUCUGAUGCUGACGUUGACAAUAAGAUGAUGUCUGAUUUGGACAUGUACAAUUCCGCCACCGAAACAGAUGAAAAUAGUAACGAAAACGAUGCGAAUACUGAAAAUCAGGGACUUGAUAUGUAUAACAAUGGAAAAACAAAUGCCAAUCCCUCCCACCGAGAAAAUAAGAAGAAAUCUCCCAAAAAGGGUAAGCGUGGAACUAUGACUGACAAUAUUAAGCACAAUACGGAGCUGUAUGAUCCCAACAAAUUGAAUAAAGGCCAAUAUUUGGAAGUUAAGUUUAAAAAUGAUCUCAUAUUUGACUUAGAUAUGUAA